Messenger RNA from Staurois parvus, 311 nucleotides. The record is from the annotation of a GenBank genome assembly. Lineage: Eukaryota; Metazoa; Chordata; Amphibia; Anura; Ranidae.
AUUUCAACAGUUCUCUGGCACAGGAGAAGAUCUUCUAGGAAAUUGUAAAUAUACUUUGUACAUUUUUCUGGGAUUGCCUAAAAUCUCUCAAAUUUCAAUUCAUGCUCCGCUGAAGUCACGCCACUGGCUAGAGCCACCAAGCCCAUGCUGAUGAGAUGUCGCAGGCAGAAACACUAGCGUCCAGGGGCGGACUGACCAUUUGGAAACUCGGGCAGUGCCCGAGGGCCCGGGAUGCCCUUGUUACCUUUUUCAUAGGCUUUUUUGUUUUUGGGCAAGGACACAGGGGCCCCAUGAUCCCCUAUUGCCCGGGG